Messenger RNA from Budorcas taxicolor (takin), 522 nucleotides. RefSeq names its product lens intrinsic membrane protein 2 (gene LIM2). Gene Ontology annotation, molecular function: structural constituent of eye lens. Gene Ontology annotation, cellular component: plasma membrane. The record is from RefSeq and is a predicted model, not a curated record. Bases 1 to 522 code for a protein of 173 amino acids. NCBI's taxonomy places the organism in Eukaryota, Metazoa, Chordata, Mammalia, Artiodactyla, Bovidae. The transcript has 4 exons.
AUGUACAGCUUCAUGGGAGGCGGCCUCUUCUGUGCCUGGGUGGGGACCAUCCUCCUGGUGGUGGCCACGGCGACAGACCACUGGAUGCAGUACCGGCUGUCGGGGGCCUUCGCCCACCAGGGCCUGUGGCGAUACUGCCUGGGCACCAAGUGCUACUUGCAGACGGAGAGCAUCGCAUACUGGAAUGCCACCCGGGCCUUCAUGAUCCUGUCCUCCCUCUGUGCCACCUCCGGCAUCAUCAUGGGCAUCGUGGCCUUUGCUCAGCAGCCCACCUUCACCCGCCUCUCCCGGCCCUUCUCUGCAGGCAUCAUGUUUUUCGCCUCCACCUUUUUCGUCCUGCUGGCCUUGGCCAUUUACACUGGAGUCACCGUCAGCUUUCUGGGUCGCCGCUUUGGGGACUGGCGUUUUUCCUGGUCCUACAUCCUGGGCUGGGUAGCCCUGCUCAUGACCUUCUUUGCAGGAAUUUUCUACAUGUGUGCCUACCGGAUGCAUGAAUGUCGGCGCCUGUCCACUCCCCGCUGA